Phytophthora sojae is the source of this 1476-nucleotide messenger RNA. RefSeq lists its product as hypothetical. The transcript has 13 exons. Gene Ontology annotation, cellular component: membrane. Gene Ontology annotation, biological process: regulation of pH; proton transmembrane transport; sodium ion transport. Bases 1 to 1476 code for a protein of 491 amino acids. The record is from RefSeq and is a predicted model, not a curated record. Lineage: Eukaryota; Oomycota; Peronosporomycetes; Peronosporales; Peronosporaceae. Gene Ontology annotation, molecular function: sodium:proton antiporter activity.
AUGCAGGUGGUCAUCCUGGGCGUGUGCAUUGUGUGCGCGUACCUGAUCAAGGAGUAUCGCUUCUACUACCUGCCGGAGUCGGGGGCCGCCAUGCUCGUGGGGAUGAUCGUCGGAGCCUGUGCUCGAUUGUUCUACCCGAGUCGCAAGGAGAUGGAGUUCCUCCGCUUCAACAAACGCUUCUUCGACAAUUUCAAUACGAUUCUGCUGUACGCCGUGUUGGGAACAGUCGUGUCGACGUUCGUUAUUGGUUACCUAACGUAUUAUGCGGGACAGCUGGGCUGGAUUUCGAUUGACACGUCGUCACCUCUGGAAGCACUGUUGUUCGGGGCGUUGAUCUCAGCAGUUGACCCGGUGGCUACACUUUCGAUCUUGGGGAACCCAGAGCUGAAUCUGGAUCCACUGCUGUACAGCCUUGUGUUUGGUGAAAGUGUGUUGAAUGAUGCCGUAGCUAUUGUGCUGUUUAACACCUUUUUGAAGUUUGAGGAAUCCCAGAGUGAGUUCACGUCAGGAGCUGCAGCCUCCUUGAUGAUUGAGUUCACGCUGAUCUCGUUGGGCUCAGUUGCUUGCGGCGUCUUCACCGGUCUCGCAUGCUCGUACAUGUGCAAGAACUCAAACAUCAAGGGAUAUCCUGCGUACGAAAUCACACUUCUGUUUCUAUAUGCGUAUGGAUCCUACGCUCUCGCGGAAGUCAUGAAGCUGUCUGGCAUCAUGUCACUCUUCUUUUGUGGUAUCAUCAUGGCGCACUACAACUCGUACAACCUGUCCAAGCCGUCGCAAGUGACAGCUGAACACAUUUUCAAGAGUUUUGCUCUGGUAUCGGAGUUUUUCGUGUUCCUGUACAUGGGUAUGGGCGUAUGUGCGGGUCAAUUUGGGCGAUGGGACUUCACCUUCGUUUUUCUCGCCAUCAUUAUCUGUUUGGUGGCACGUCUCUUCAACACGUUCCCGCUUAGUUGGGUCGCUAACCAAGGGCGGACCACGAAGAUUCCGGCGAAGAUGCAAGUAGUUCUCUGGUUUGCAGGACUUCGUGGAGCCAUCGCCUUUGCACUUUCACAGAAUAUGCCAGGACCAAACCAGGACUUGUAUGUCACCACCACACUGUCCGUUUGUAUUUUCACGACAAUAAUUUGCGGCGGAAUGACGGAGCCAUUGCUUACGUACACGCAACUAAAGCGUGAUCAGCCGAAUCCUUCCGAACUUGGCGAAGAAAAUGAUGACGAAGAGCAGGGCCUACUCAACGAAACAAUUGAUGAACGCUACAUGAAGCCUGUUUUCGGAGGAUCUGUACGCCGUCGGUCAGUAGCUAUUACACUCAGUACGAAGCCCAGUAACGCCAUUAUCGCACUGGUACAGGUCUUCGAACUCGGAGAAGCGUCGCCAGAGACUCCACUCCUUCAUGAGGCGGCGAGCAACCAUCUUUCUCACUUGGCACGAACAAGUGAUCAUAUAUUCCUGCGUUUAAAAAUGGUUAGAACAUAA